GAAUCAAAAGAAACCCUAGCUCUCGUACCUCUAUCGCGGUAAAAAUAAAGAAGGAACAGAAGUAUCAAAAUUAUCGAAAAUUAAUUUCGGAAAUCGACGAAUCUAUUAGGGUUUCAAAUCAGAAGGCCAGAUUCAAAGCCUGGUAUAUGUUUAUUGUUUGUGAUCUUCACGAUUUUGCGAGGAAUCGGUUUUUCGGCUUCAUGUCGGUUCAGAUCUGAAAAAUGCGUAGGGGCAUGUAUGAUGGAAUGUGAAAAUUGGGGGUUUUCGGUUUGGGUGUUUGGAUUGAGGAAAGGUUGAUGGAAAAUAGAGUAGAAAACUCUGAUGAUGGCGCUGCAAUUCCCAAAAAAUCUAGAUCGUUGGAUCUUAAUAGUUUGUAUCAAUAUAGGCUAACGAAAGAGGGUCAGAAUAAGAAUUUGAAGAGGAAGAAUAGUAGUUCCGAGGACGGUGAUGAAAGGAGGAACAAGAAGAAGAAGAGUAGGAAAGAGGUGUCUCUGAGUACUUUCAAAGACGUUAAUGAUAGAAGUGUAAAGAGUGUGGAUGACGUGUAUAGCAGUCGGUUGAGUUCUAGUUCCCACGAUACAAAGGAAUCAAAGUCGGGUUUGAGUCAGAAAUUGAACAGCUAUACUGCCUCUCUCAGUAUAAAUGAUAAUGCCUUUCGGAUCCCGAAGCGUAAGCGGGGUUUUGUGGGGCGGAAAAAAAUUGAAGGUGGUCAAGUGUUGAAGCCGGUGGGCAAGUCUAGUAGUAAAGUGGCUCUUGUUGAUCAGAUAGCCAAGUUAAGUCCUGAUGAUUCUGGCACCCAGGUUGAGUCUUCUAAAGUUAGACGAAAGCAAGGUUUUGAUGAAUCUAAGGAAAAUAGAAAUAGUGAGUCAAAUUUGGCUGGGAACUUGAAAGAAGAAGGACCUGCUGGCCAUUUGGUUGUAAACAAUGGUAAUUCGUCUUUGAAGAGGUCACAAAGAAAUCGUAGAAAAAGGAAAGAUUUGGCAUCGGGUAGUAAAAGUGUAGUGAAGGAGGCUGUGUCUUUGGUUGAUAAUUCUUCUAGGAUAUCUGAUGAUUCACGAGAAGAUGAUGAAGAGAAUCUUGAAGAGAAUGCAGCGAGGAUGCUAUCAUCUCGGUUUGAUCCAAGCUGUACUGGGUUUUCUUCAAAUGGCAAGGCUUCUGCAUUGCAAUCUGCAAAUGGGUUGUCUUUUUGGUUAUCUUCAGGUCAGGAUUUUGUUGGUCGUGGGUCUAAGUCUUUAUCUGGGUCAGAAUCUGCAUCAGUUGAUGCUGCUCUGAGAGUACUGAGACCAAGGAUUCAGCACAAAGAGAAGGGACACUCAAGAAAAAGGCGCCACUUUUAUGAAAUCGUCUUUAGGGACUUGGAUCCUUAUUGGGUAUUGAACCGACGAAUCAAGGUCUUUUGGCCUUUGGACCAGAGUUGGUAUUAUGGUGUUGUGAACGAGUAUGACAAAGAAGGGAAGCUUCAUCAUGUCAAAUAUGAUGAUCGUGAUGAAGAAUGGAUUAACCUCCAAAAUGAGAGGUUCAAACUUUUGCUGCUCCCUGGUGAAGUUCCUGGUAAGGCAGGGAGGAAAAAAUCAGCUAUGAGAAAUAAAAGUGUUGAUGAGGGAAAAAGAAGCUUGAAGAUCAACAAAAAAAAGGAAAAGAGAGACUUUACUGCCGAGGAUGAUAGUUGUUUAGGCAGCUAUAUGGACUCAGAACCCAUCAUCUCAUGGUUGGCUCGAUCUACUCGUCGCAUCAAAUCAUCUCCUUCAUGUGCUACAAAGAAACAGAAGACGUCUGGUGCAUCUUUGCAGUCUUUGUCAGCAGGUUUGUCUGAUGAAGUUGUCAAUCUACAUGGUUGUUUGGACAAGGGUUUGUCGAGAAAAAGUAAGUUAUCUAGCAAGUCUGAAUUGCCAGACAGAUUAACUGACAGUGGAAGGCUAGAGAGGUCUGCCACUGGCACUACCUGCCCUGAAGAGAGCAAACUGCCUAUUGUUUAUUUUAGGCGGCGGUUCCGCAAGACAGGCCCAGAAUUGUCUCAUAUAUCCAGGAACAAUCCUGUCUGUAGAAGUGCACCUGGUUCUGUUGCUUCUUGCCGUAUUGUUGAUGAAAUUGGGGAUUUUGAAGAGCAUGAUGUUUCACUUGGAAGGUUGGACUCUGAUUUGCCUUUGUGGUCAACUGACAAUGUAGGGUCGUUAGAUUUUUCUCUUUCAUUGAUAAAAUCAGGGCAAAUCAGGUUUGAGUUGAACUUACCAGUGCGGUUGGUCCUGAAUGACUCAUUUGGAGCGGAGAACUUUUGGUUAUUCAGAGCUAUAUUUCUGCUUCAGCAUGGUAUGGUGAUGAUCAUGUGGCCAAAGGUUCAAUUGGAGAUGCUUUUCAUUGAUAAUGUAGUUGGAUUGAGAUUUCUCUUGUUUGAAGGUUGCUUCAAGCAGGCUGUAGCCUUUGUUUUCCUGGUCCUGAGAGUAUUUUAUCGGCCUAAGGAACAGGGGACAUAUGUAGAUUCACAAUUGCCAGUAACUUCAAUUAGGUUCAAAUUCUCAUGUGUUCAAGAUCUUAGGAAGCAGCUUGUGUUUGCAUUCUACAACUUCUCUGAAUUGAAGAAUUCGAAGUGGGUGUACCUAGAUUGUAAACUUAAGAGGCAUUGUUUGCUUACCAGGCAACUACCUCUGUCAGAAUGCACUUAUGAUAAUAUUCAUGCAUUUCAAAACGGAAGAAAUCAGUUACCUAUCACUUCUGCUUGUGGGCGGCCCUCCUCUGUCAAGGCAUUAUUGAAGAGUUCUAGGCAGGGCAUAAGUGUCAUGGGUCUUGCCAGAGAUUGCACCUAUGUGAAUGUGAGUCAGCCAUCAUCUAAUUCCAAUGAGAUGCACAAGAAACUUACUCCAUUUGCUCUUUGUUUCGCUGCUGCACCUACUUUCUUUCUUAGUUUGCAUCUGAAGCUGCUUAUGGAAUAUAGUGUGGCUCAUAUCAGUUUCCGGGACCAUGAUUCAGUAGAGAAUUUAGGGAACUCUGCGAGAUUCAUGGUGGAUGACUGUUCUAGUGUGGAGGACUGCACUAAGGAUGUUGUCGGGAAUAAUUUGAAGUCCUUGUCUAAGGAAAUUGCUUUUGAUGGCUGGCUUUCUUGUGCUAAAUCAGAGGACAGAGAUUUGAUAAAGUCCUCCUUGAAGUACAAAGAUGUUGAUCUUAGUGUUGCUGGAACUUCUGCGGUUUUGCAGGAUUCUGAAAAGGUUGGGACUGAUGCUACCGUCCAGGUGCAGAAGUGGCAAAGCCACCAUUCAGAGGCUGAACAAUGUGCUUUGUUGCGAAGACCGUCAGUUGACAGAGAUAAGGCUGAUACCAGUUCCCAUUCUUUUCUGAAUGGUCUCAGUAUUGAAAUUCCAGCAUUUAAUAAAUUUGAGAAGCCCGAAGAUGGGGGGGAGUUGCACAGUGCUCAACAUUCUGAGGAUGGGGAGUUACACAGUGCUCAACAUUCUACGGAUGUGUCUUGGAAUAUGAGUGGUGGCAUCAUCCCCAGCCCCAACCCCACUGCUCCCAGGAGUACAUGGCAUCGAAAUAAAAAUAAUUUGUCAUCAUUUGGAUACCUCUCUCAUGGUUGGUUAGAUGGGAAGGCUGACAUCUUCCAAAAUGGUUUUGGCAAUGGGCCCAAAAAGCCACGAACUCAGGUUUCAUACUCGUUGCCACUCGGAGGUUUUGAUGUUAACUCAAAGCAUAGAAGUCAUCACCAGAAAGCACUUUUUCAGAAACGUAUUAGGAGGGCUAAUGAGAAGAGAUCAUCAGAUGUUUCUAGAGGCUCUCAAAAAAACUUGGAGUUGUUAUCUUGUGAUGCAAAUGUGUUGAUCACACUUGGUGACAAAGGGUGGAGAGAAUGUGGGGCACAAGUUGUAUUAGAGAUUUUUGAUCAUAAUGAGUGGAAGCUUGCUGUAAAAGUUUCAGGAAUUACAAAGUAUUCAUACAAGGCACAUCAGUUUUUGCAGCCUGGUUCAACAAACCGUUACACUCAUGCCAUGCUGUGGAAAGGAGGUAAAGAUUGGACCUUGGAGUUUCCAGAUAGGAGUCAGUGGGCUCUUUUCAAGGAGAUGCAUGAAGAAUGUUAUAAUCGGAAUAUUCGUGCUGCUUCCAUUAAAAACAUUCCCAUUCCUGGGGUUCGCUUGAUAGAGGAAAAUGAUGAUAGUGGAACAGAAAUAGCAUUUGUUCGCAGUUCUAAGUACUUGCGGCAGGUUGAAACAGAUAUUGAGAUAGCUUUGGAUCCAUCGCGUGUAUUAUAUGACAUGGACAGUGAUGACGAGCAGUGGAUUUCGGACAAUCCAAAUUCCUCUGAAGUUGACAACUGCAGCUUGGGAAAGAUUGCUGAUGAGAUGUUUGAAAGGACAAUGGACAUGUUUGAGAAGUCUGCAUAUGCUCAAGAGUGUGAUCAGUUUACAUCUGAUGAAAUAGAGGACCUCAUGGAUGGAGUUGGGCCCCUGGGUGUAAUUAAAACCAUUUACGAGUAUUGGCGGCAAAAAAGGCAAAAGAGGGGUACGGCUCUAGUCCGACAUCUUCAGCCACCACUUUGGGAAACGUAUCAACAAGAAGUGAAGGAAUGGGAGCUAGCUAUGACCAAAAUCAAUGCCAACCUCCCAAUGGGAUGUCAGGAGAAGGCUGCACCAAUUGAAAAGCCACCCAUGUUUGCCUUCUGUAUGAAACCACGGGGAUUGGAAGUUCCCAACAAGGGGUCAAAACAAAGGUCGCAGAGGAAAUUUGGAGUUUCUGGGCAAAGCAAUGCCAUUGGCGGAGAUCAGGAUGGUUUUCUUGCUUUUGGAAGAAGAUUGAAUGGGUUUGCUUUUGCGGAUGACAAAGUUUUAUACCCGGGCCACAGCUAUGAAUCUUUAGAUGAUUCUUCCCCUUUGCCUCAGGCAUCACCAAGGAUAUUUUCGCCACGGGAUGCAGGCAGCAGAGGAAUUUUGUCUAUGAGCACUGAUGGGUUUGAUAGGAAUCAUAUCCCAAAACUUCAGAGAAAUAAGUCAAAGAAAUUUGGGGCAUUUGUAUCUCCUAAUGACCAGCAGAUGGUGAUUUCAUACAAUCAGAAAAUGAUGGACAAGAGAAAUGGGCACCAUCGAUGGAAUUUAGGACAAUCUGAGUGGCCAAGACGGCAGCAUUAUCACUUAGAUGGGUCUCAGAGGCACGUCCUCGACCAGUUGGAUGGUUCUGAUCUUGACGAGUUCAGGUUGCGUGACGCAUCUGGUGCUGCGCAGCAUGCUAUUAACAUGGCUAAGCUGAAGAGAGAGAAGGCUCAGAGGUUGCUUUACAGAGCGGAUCUAGCCAUUCACAAGGCUGUGGUUGCUCUUAUGACUGCUGAAGCUAUGAAAGCUUCUUCAGAGGAUUUAACUGGUGAUGGGUAGAAUGGCCAAACGAGAAUCUUUUGGAUAAAGGGCUGUGUAAAUUCACCAAUUCUUGAAGCCUGCCGUUUGCGUUGUGUUUUUACUGGAAUCGAUCUUGGUUUAUACUUCUUCAAUGGUGGUCGCCCUUUCUCAUUCUCAUUAUUCACAGAAUGAUGAUGAAGCUGUGAGCAGUGAAAGAGGAGUUGCUGCUUCAACAAUGUGAUUUCCGAGUUCCUCCCACAAAAGUUUUUUUUUGCCAGCAUGAAUUCUACUCGGCUCAGUGCAAUUGUUGUACUGAUCCUUUGCAGGUUAUAGGGGCUUAUGGAAUUUUUGGCUGCAAGUCUUCUAUGUACAGAAAUUUUUUCCCCUUCCCCCCACCUCUUUUUUUU
Corylus avellana is the source of this 5719-nucleotide messenger RNA. RefSeq names its product Enhancer of polycomb-like transcription factor protein. Gene Ontology annotation, cellular component: NuA4 histone acetyltransferase complex. The record is from RefSeq and is a predicted model, not a curated record. Gene Ontology annotation, biological process: regulation of transcription by RNA polymerase II. Lineage: Eukaryota; Viridiplantae; Streptophyta; Magnoliopsida; Fagales; Betulaceae.